AUGUUGCGGCGCGUGGUGCGCCACGGCGCACGCGGGCUUCUGGCAUGCGUCGGCAGCGCUGCACACUGUACAGUGCAGUGCACUGCAGUACAGUACAGUGCGGCUACGAGGUGUACUCACAUCGACAGGCAAGGUGGUGCGGCGCGCGCGGGCACCUGGCACGUGUCGGCGGCGCUGCACACUGUACAGUGCAGUGCUCUGCAGUACAGUACAGUGCGACUGCGAGGUGUACUCACAUCGACAGGCAGUGUGGUGCGGCGCGCGCGGGCACCUGACACGUGUCGGCGGCGCUGCACACUGUACAGUGCAGUGCACUGCAGUACAGUACAGUGCGGCUACGAGGUGUACUCACAUCGACAGGCAGUGUGGUGCGGCGCGCGCGGGCACCUAACACGUGUCGGCGGCGCUGCACACUGUACAGUGCAGUGCAGUUCAGUACAGUACAGUGCGGCUGCGAGGUGGACUCACAUCGACAGGCAGUGUGUUGCGGCGCGCGCGGGCACCUGGCAUGUGUCGGCGGCGCUACACACUGUACAGUGCAGUGCAGUUCAGUACAGUACAGUGCGGCUACGAGGUGUACUCACAUCGACAGGCAAGUGGUGCGGCGCGCGCGGGCACCUGACACGUGUCGGUGACGCUGCACACUGUACAGUGCAGUGCGACUGCGAGGUGUACUCACAUCGACAGGCAGGUGGUGCGGCGCGCGCGGGCACCUGA
Molecule: messenger RNA, 717 nt
Organism: Parnassius apollo (apollo)
Lineage: Eukaryota; Metazoa; Arthropoda; Insecta; Lepidoptera; Papilionidae
Source: the annotation of a GenBank genome assembly